AUGUCGGGACAGUCUUUGACGGACCGGAUCGCCGCCGCGCAGCACAGCAUGACCGGAUCUGCCAUCAGCAAAGCCGUCUGCAAGGCCACGACGCAUGAAGUCAGCGGACCCAAGAAGAAACACCUUGACUACCUGAUCCACUGCACCAAUGAGCUGAACGUCAGCAUCCCCCACCUGGCAGACACGCUGCUGGAGCGCACGGCCAGUAACAGCUGGAUAGUGGUUUUCAAAGCGCUCAUCACCACACACCACCUCAUGAUGUACGGCAACGAGAGAUUGAUGCAGUACCUUGCCUCCAGAAACACGCUCUUCAACCUCAACAACUUUCUAGAUAAGGCUGCACUACAAGGGUACAACAUGUCAACUUUCAUCAGACGCUACAGCCGCUACCUGAAUGAAAAAGCCAUGUCUUACAGACUAGCAGCAGUGGACUUCACCAAGAUGAAGAGAGGGGCUGACGGCGUGAUGCGCACCAUGAACACAGAGAAGCUGAUCAAGACUCUGCCCACCAUUCAGAACCAGCUGGAUGCACUGCUGGAUUUCCAGCCCAACUCCAACGAGCUGACCAACGGGGUGAUCAACACAGCUUUCAUGUUGCUGUUCAAAGACUCCAUACGGCUGUUUGCUGCUUACAAUGAAGGGGUCAUCAACAUGCUGGAGAAAUACUUUGACAUGAAGAAGAACCAGUGCAAAGAAGCUCUGGAGAUCUACAAGACUUUCCUCAACAGGAUGACCAAACUGUCCGAGUUCCUCAAAGUGGCAGAGCGAGUUGGGAUAGAUCAGGGCGACAGCCCCGAUCUCACACAGGCUCCCAGCUCUCUCCUUGAGGCUCUGGAGCAGCAUCUAGCCUCUCUGGAGGGCAGGAAGCUGAAGGACCUCUCCACCGCCAGCAGGUACAAUCAGAUCACAAAAAAGCUACUCAGAUCUGAUGCACCACUUAAUGUGAUUGACAUUCAGACACCGAAUGCGUCACCCAGCACCCAGUCAGUGGGCAGCGCCAACAGCAGCGGAGGGGCCACAGAUCUGUUCUCCAACUCACCCAUCGUACCCGUCAACAACCAUGUGCCAAACCUGACCAGUGAGCUGUUCACCCUGCAGCCUAACUUCACCCCCAUCCAGACCACACACACUGUGCCCAACAAUAACAAUGCCUGGGGAGGUGACCUGCUAAAGCCCGCCCCACCCACUCAAAUCCACAGCCCUGGAGCCCCAUUGCACUCUGGGAAAAUGCUGCCCAAUGAUCUGGACUCUUCAUUAGCCAACCUCGUUGGCAACCUGCAGUUUGGUGGGACGCCAGCAAAAAAGCCGGAGCUCCAGUGGAGUCAGCUGGUAGAGAAGAAGCCAACAGGAGGAAGUGGUUGGCAGUCCAAGACCAUGUGCACCAGCACCAACUGGACUCACACCACCCAUCCCAUGGCACCUGCACCCAUGCCCGUCCCUCAGAUGAAUGGGAUGAUCUAUACUGGCUAUGCUCCAGCACCAGUGGCUUUUCCUAUGACGACACCCCAAGUGCCUGUGUAUGGAAUGCUCCCUCCUCAGAUGAGUCAUCAGAUGGGGGGCGUUCCCAUGAUGCCCCCGCAGCCUGUCAUGUACAACCAGCCUGUCCUGAGACCCACCAACCCCUUUGGGCCUAUCCCGGGGACACAGAUGCACUUCAUGUAGGGGUGAUGUUGUAACCAUGGCAGCAAAGCCGAGAGAGAGAAGGCGAGAGGAAAGAGAUGGAGAGAAAGAGUCGAAGAAAACAAAUCCAGAACCAAAUCCAGUGCCGGAGGA
Molecule: messenger RNA, 1773 nt
Organism: Chelmon rostratus (copperband butterflyfish)
Lineage: Eukaryota; Metazoa; Chordata; Actinopteri; Chaetodontiformes; Chaetodontidae
Product: phosphatidylinositol-binding clathrin assembly protein-like
Exons: 18
Coding region: 1-1662 (553 amino acids)
Biological process (GO): synaptic vesicle budding from presynaptic endocytic zone membrane; clathrin coat assembly; clathrin-dependent endocytosis
Cellular component (GO): clathrin-coated vesicle; extrinsic component of presynaptic endocytic zone membrane; clathrin-coated pit
Molecular function (GO): clathrin heavy chain binding; SNARE binding; 1-phosphatidylinositol binding
Source: RefSeq, a predicted model, not a curated record